AUGAGAACAAGGGAGGAAAAAGGAAAAAUGAUAAAUCCACCAGUACAAAACCUACCAUACCCCCAUGCUCCAAUCAAAAAGGAUAGAGAAAGGCAAUACGCUCGAUUUUUGGAUAUUUUCAAGCGGUUGCAAAUCAAUAUUCCCUUCACGGAGGCACUUGAACAAAUGCCUACGUAUGCAUGUUUCCUGAAGGAAACUCUCACCAAGAAGAGAAGGAUUACUAAUGAAGAAACAAUACAUCUUGACACAAGUUGGAGUGUGAUCAUUCAACGAACACUUCCACAAAAAGAAAAAGAUCCAGGAAGAGUCACAUUAACUGUCACAAUUGGAAACGUAAACGUUGGUAAAUCAUUGAUUGAUCUUGGCUCAAGUAUCAACCUCAUACCACUCUCAGUAAUACGAAGAAUUCGUGAUUUGGAUAUAAAGAAUACUAUGAUGACUUUGCAACUAGCCGAUAAAUUAGUCACAAGGCCAUCCGGUAUUGCCGAAGACGUGUUGGUCAAGGUAGAUAAGUUUUUAUUUCUUAUUGAUUUUGUUGUCAUGGAUAUAGAGGAAGAUAAUCAUGUGCCACUGAUUUUGGGACAUCCAUUCAUGAAAAUCGCACGCAUGAUGAUUGACAUUGAUGAUGGUUUAAUGAAAGUACGUGUUCAAGAUGAAGAAGUUACGUUCAACCUCUUUGAUGCCAUGAAACGUUCCAAAGAUAAAAGAGCUUAUUUUUGA
Messenger RNA from Lathyrus oleraceus (garden pea), 720 nucleotides. RefSeq lists its product as uncharacterized. The record is from RefSeq and is a predicted model, not a curated record. The transcript has a single exon. NCBI's taxonomy places the organism in Eukaryota, Viridiplantae, Streptophyta, Magnoliopsida, Fabales, Fabaceae. Bases 1 to 720 code for a protein of 239 amino acids.